Molecule: messenger RNA, 1992 nt
Organism: Drosophila innubila
Lineage: Eukaryota; Metazoa; Arthropoda; Insecta; Diptera; Drosophilidae
Gene: Cln7
Product: major facilitator superfamily domain-containing protein 8
Exons: 5
Coding region: 48-1748 (566 amino acids)
Biological process (GO): transmembrane transport
Cellular component (GO): lysosomal membrane
Molecular function (GO): transmembrane transporter activity
Source: RefSeq, a predicted model, not a curated record
UGUAUAAGAUUUACUCAUAUCACUUAUAAUUUACUCAUAAACUCAUAAUGCACACCACAAUAACACCUCCUCUCCCCUAUGUGCAACAUGUGGUAGACAAGAGUAACCAAAAUUACGUCCACAGACAAGCAAUGGAAUUCUGUCGCAAGUUGCGCGCUCGUAUGGAGACAAGCAAGUUGCCCGAGGAUCUGGACGAUGGUCUGGAAAGGCUAGAGGAUUACAUACAGCGUUGGCGCUCCGUUCGCAUUAUCUACUUUACAAUGUUUCUAAUGGCGCUCGGAUUUAGCAUUAUUCUCACCGGAAUUUGGCCAUUCCUAAGCGAGCUAGAUCCCAAUGCGGGCAAGGAGUUUAUGGGUCUAAUUGUGGCGGCCAAUCCAUUGGGUCAAAUGAUAUUUAGUCCCAUCUUUGGCUGGUGGGGCAACAAGCUGGGCACAAUCCGCCUGCCUCUUCUGAUCUCCCUGGGGCUCUUCACCAUUGCCAGCGGGCUGUAUUCGUCGCUAGAGUUGUGCCAGGAGAAUGUUAAAUACUGGAUGUUGGCUUCACGAUUCCUUAUCGGUGUCAGUUCGGCAAAUAUUGCCUUGUGCCGAUCUUACUUGUCGGCUGCAACGCGUCUCAGCGAACGUACCCAUGCCGUCUCCAUGGUAUCUCUUGCCCAGGUGCUGGGCUUCAUCAUUGGCCCUGGACUUCAGGCUCUCGUCACUCCGUUAGGCCGCGAGGGAUAUGUGUGGUUCUGGGGAGGCAUGCAUAUUAACAUGUACACUGCCUCCGGCUGGAUAAAUGUCAUCAUGAGCAUGGGCAACUUUGUCAUGUUUCUGCCAUUCGUGUUUCAAGAGCACAAAAUUGCCGCUCGAGAGAUAAUGGUGAUGCAAGGUGGCACUUCAGAGCGGGACACUUGGAAGGCCAUCAAACCGAACUACUUUUCCGCCUGGACCCUGAUUGUGGCCUUCUUUGUGCUGGUCUUUAAUUUUGUGCUGCUGGAAACGCUGGGUACAUCACUGACCAUGGAUAUGUUUGCCUGGACCAAUGAAGAAGCACUCUACUAUAUGGGAAUAUUUAUGGCAAUCGCUGCAAUAAUAUCUCUGUUGACUUUUGUGCUUAUUGAACCUAUGUGCAAGCUUUUCGCUGAGAGAUUCGUGCUCAUCUGGGGUGGCUUCUCCUUAAUGGUGAUUGGUCGUCUACUCUAUAUACCCUGGGGACCGGAUCCGCCCAAGCUGGCAAUGGCUUAUAACGCUAGUGCCAAUCUCAGCAGCAAUGAUCCCAUCUAUUUGGGUUGUCCAGCAACGCAGGAUUGGUGCCCCAAACUUCCAGCUCUGACAUUAACGCAGUUCAUUAUCGGAUUUGCACUGACAUCUGUGGGUUAUCCCAUUGGCGUUACACUAAUACAGACAAUAUUCUCCAAAGUGUUGGGUCCUCGUCCCCAAGGCGUUUGGAUGGGUCUGAUGACUGGCGCAGGAUGCUUGUCGCGUGUUAUGGGUCCUGUUUUCGUUGGUUCCAUCUAUACACGACUUGGCACCUAUUGGACCUUUGGUUUCACAUCGGUUAUGAUGAUAAUAUCUAUGAUUUGGCUGCUAUUCUCCAAUAAAUUGCUCAUACCACCAACAUUCGACAAGAUGGCAAAAGUUGUGGAGCUACAAGAGCUGCACAAUACAAAAGAUCUAUCUAGUUCAAACUCGCCUAUUGACGAUGUUGAGGAUGAGCUACUUGCGACAUCCAAGGUCGUACGCAUUGUUCCCAGUUCGCAGGCGUAGCAGUAGGGGAGAACUCAAUAUAUUUUUGUACUGCCUUUAAGUUAAAUAUUCUAUAUGAAUUUCUAGAAAAUAACUUUAAUAUUUUGCGUUUUGAAUUAGAUUUAUGUGUGCAUAUAUUUAUAUCAAGGCUGAGAAAACCUUUAAAAUCGAUAUGAAAAAGAUUUCAGUUGGAUUCGCGUAUCAGUUUUAAGCAAGGAUGCGAACUUCCAAUAUACAUACAGCAAUAAAGAGCUUAUAAAAUGAU